Messenger RNA from Debaryomyces tyrocola, 192 nucleotides. Lineage: Eukaryota; Fungi; Ascomycota; Pichiomycetes; Serinales; Debaryomycetaceae. The record is from the annotation of a GenBank genome assembly.
AUGAGUAUGAGUUAUCCGGGUAAGAAUCAUGUGGCCCCCAGUAUAAGUUGCAAAAUACUGAUAGAUAUAGAGUAUCAGUCAAGUUCAAUAAAUCAUGAAGUAAUGAUCAAAGAUGAAGAUGUGUACGAACGAAGAGCUUUAAAAAUCAAAAAGAAACAAAAUUUACGGGACAGCAGCAAGUUUAUAAAAUAA